UGGGGAGGGAAUUAUGGAAACUGAAUUGUUAGCCACACAGGCUGGAAGCCAGUGUCUAAAAUUACCAUGACAAUUUGUUCUCAGAGUUUGAUUUCGGUUAUUUUCACGGGAUAUUUUAGAAUUUGGAUAAGAUACAAUUGUUCCUCACACAGAUACCUGAUUGCAAGCAGAUUGCUACUUGUGCAAAUAGACUCCUUCUACAUACAUUUUCUGUGACCCAUAUUUAAAGCCCCCGGCUCAACACACACACAUCCACUUUAUGACUCAUGUUGUCUGACAAAGAUGCAAUUUAGCAGUUAGCUUUGCAGGGAGGGGGUACUGAAAUACAGAUGUGUGAGUGUCUCUCUGAAAGAUAAAGAUAGAAACCCAUAGAAAGACGCAGGCUGGAUUAAGCUUCUGCUUUGGCUGCGAAACGUUGGGGGGGAGGGAGGAUGAGGAGCAGGAGAAAGCCAUUGUGGGUUGGAGGGAGAGAGAGAGAGAGAGAGUGGGGAAGGAAGGUUUGUGUGAGAGAGAUGGAGGUUUAUUUUAUAAUAUGCUGUUUGUAAAAGCAGCAUCACCGAGAGAGGCAUGUGAAAGUGGGCAAAAUGCAGGAAAAACAGGAUUCUCAGAGCCGAGCCCCGGGCAGCACAGGGAAGGCUCACCCGGCUCUCAAAGCCUUUAUGUGUGGCUCUCUCAGCGGCACUUGCUCUACGCUGCUCUUCCAGCCUUUGGAUCUGGUCAAGACACGGCUACAGACUCUGCAGAACAACGCCAAGCCGGGUGCACCGAAGGUGGGGAUGUUUGCUGUUUUCGUCAAUGUUAUUAGGACAGAGAAUUUCUUCAGUCUUUGGAAGGGAGUUUCACCAUCAUUUGUGCGCUGUAUCCCUGGGGUCGGCAUCUACUUCAGCACCUUCUACUCGCUGAAGCAGCACUUCUUCCUGGAGCGGGCACCCAAUGCAGGUGAGGCUGUUCUUCUCGGAGCUGGUGCAAGAGCUUUGGCUGGUGUCUGCAUGCUGCCAUUCACCGUCAUCAAGACACGCUUUGAGAGUGGCUGUUACAACUAUGUGAGUGUGCCCGGGGCUCUGAAGAGUGUGUAUGAGACGGAGGGAAUCCGGGCUCUGUUCUCAGGGCUGACUGCCACGCUGCUCCGAGACGCUCCGUUCUCCGGCAUCUACGUCAUGUUCUACAGCCAGGCCAAGAGGGCGCUGCCUCAAGAGGUGACUUUGUCGGCCUAUGUCCCACUGGUGAACUUCAGCUGUGGAUUGGUGGCAGGUGUCAUGGCUUCGCUGGUAACACAGCCUGCAGACGUGGUGAAGACCCACAUUCAAGUCAGCCCAUCCCACUGGAGCACGGCAGAUGCUAUUCGCUAUAUCUACAUGGAACACGGCAUGGGAGGGUUUUUUCGUGGGGCUGUACCCAGGUCUCUUCGGCGCACUCUAAUGGCUGCUAUGGCUUGGACUGUCUAUGAACAGCUGAUGGCUCGAAUGGGCCUCAAAUCCUGAAGAGCAAUGGUACUGAGCCAUGGAAAAAAAAAGAUGAUAUAUGAGGGGAUAAUGAUCUUUUUUCUCACUGAAAGCCUCAUGCAAGAAGAAAAGGGAACGAGCCAACGAGCUUAUAGAGAGUGAGCCAGCACUACCAGGAGGAACCAGGUGGAUACAUGUCGAAAAAAUGAGUGAGGUGUGUGUGUGUGUGUGUGUGUGUGUGUGUGUGUGUGUGUGUGUGUGUGUGUGUGUGUGUGUGUGUGUGUGUGUGUGUGUGUGUGUGUGUGUGUGUGUGUGUGUGUGUGUGUGUGUGUAUUUUGUUGUUAUUUAAAUGUUUGUGAAAAUGUGUCUGUAGGUGUGUAAGUUUGAGAUUGUGAUGUUACACCUGACACACUUAUGUCAGUCUGAAGUGACACUCCCUGCUGUGAACUUAUUCCUCCUCUUACUAUUUAUGUCUGGACACCCUGAGGUAUGGCUACCACUCAAAAAAUGCCCUUGACUGAGGGUCUGUAUCUUUGCUGGGCAGCUUAGUUGUCUUUGACGAAGUGUUUGAAAACACUGCCAAGACAAACAGGGCAUUCAGCAAGCUGGUGUAGCGUACCUCUGCUGAGGUAACCAAAAAAUAAAGCACUGCAGAGAAGAGGAGCUGUGGCUUCUGCCAUAUUUAUGAAACUUCAGAUUGAGCAAUGUUUCUUACUUGUAUACUGGUAUUAUUUAACAAGCAGACUUAGAGGACAUUUAUUUGUUUCAGGCUCGGACAAUCACAAGUACUUAUACAGCUAUACUGGGCUAACUUCAAUAAUCACAAUAAAGCCUUUGUUGCCAUACUGCUCAAAACUAUGCUAAUUUAAACUUUAUACACAACCGCGGUGCAUUUUUGCAUAGUGAAACCAGAUGUGCUUUUCAGAGAAAUAAUGAUAGUCACAUCCAUAGCUAAAAUAUAUUCAGACCUGUGAUGGCAUCUCAGUCAGAUCAGGAUUUUGUGGAUUUUUGGAUUUUUGUCAUUGUAAUGCUUGAUUCAUUUGAGGACUUAAAGGUACCCUGUGGAGUUUCUGCCCACUAGUGGCACUAUGGAGCGACAUUUUAUGAGUAUGUCCCCUUUUUGUUUCUAUUGUUCACACAGGAGCAACACAAUACUAGUGUAGUCUCGCUGCCAGGUUCACGUUAUUCUACAGUUGACAACAGUAACAUACAUGCACAAAGCACAUAAACAUGCGCUGACACACUUGCAAUAAAGACCAUUUUCAAAACCACAAUGUCAAUGGUUAAGUUUGCAAAUGCCUGUACUAAGUGUGUUCUGUUGAAGGCAAAGUCAUAUUCAUAAUUCCACAGGGCACCUUUAAUCAAAAACAGCAAUGCAAUUUGCAUUGUUCCUUGAGUUAAAGUAAGCACUUUUGUAAGUUUAUUUUUGUGCUAGAAAUUAUUUUGACGAAAGGGUGAAGUUGAAAUCUUUCAAAUAUUUCAAAUGGUGUUGAAUUCAGUUACCUCCUGUGAUUAAAUUAGUUACCUGUUCGCAUUUCUCCAGAACAUUAAGCUUGCAAGUGAAGCAUUGCUUAAUCAUUGUGCUACUAACUGUAAAAAAAUCCAUAUCAGUGCUGAAGAGACAGAUCAAGACAGUUUCCAGCGUUUCACUGGCUUUUUAUAGAUAUUUGAGAAUUCUGACAGAAUUAUUGGUUGUAAAACAUGAAGGCCAUAUUUUAUGUUGCUUGUACAGUGUACCCUUUCACAUAGAUAUUAUUUAUUAGUGUUGAUAUAAAAAAGACGUAAUAUAUUGAAAAUAAAUGUUUAUAGAAAUGCCAAAUGGAAGAUCUUAUUAGUGGAGGAUCGAAAGAUUUAAUUGUCUGAACAAAAUGGAUCAUUAAGCAAACAGCAUGUCAUCUCACUGAAGACCUUUGUUAGUCUUGAUAACGUAACAGAAAUGGCUCUUAUGUCCAGUGUGAUCUGUGAUGUAACAGGGAAACUUGUGCAGCAAAGAAAUUAUAAAUUCAAUAUUACCCAACAAGUAUCUGUUUACUGAGAUGAAAAAGUCUUAAGACCCUGGAAGGAACAGUAUAGCACAUGCUGAGCCAUUAGCUAUCUCCAGAACAAAGAGAGAUGUGAGGCUGUGCAGUUAAACUUGACAGACAAAUCUGGUUUUUAAAUGGUGAAAGUUAGUGGCGUGUGACAGGAGUUGAUGUCGAAAUGCCUCCAUUUUGCUGUGUAACACGAGCUGUGUAUCUAACUGUGCCCUACAUGUGCCAUAAUUCACACCUGGAAGUUUUACUUUGCCAAUAAUCUGUCAUCGCAACACUCCUGUAGUCUUCUGUUGUGACUGUAUUGUAUAUGGUCAUUGUUAUUGUAGAUAUUUGUUUCCCCAGACAGACGCUGUGCCUGCCUGGUUUUUAAUGUCAAUAAAUUCUCUUCUAUUUUUUUUUCAAAA
This is a messenger RNA of Seriola aureovittata, 3879 nucleotides long. Its product is annotated as mitochondrial glycine transporter B-like. The transcript has 7 exons. Gene Ontology annotation, molecular function: glycine transmembrane transporter activity. Gene Ontology annotation, biological process: glycine import into mitochondrion. Gene Ontology annotation, cellular component: mitochondrion; mitochondrial inner membrane. NCBI's taxonomy places the organism in Eukaryota, Metazoa, Chordata, Actinopteri, Carangiformes, Carangidae. The record is from RefSeq and is a predicted model, not a curated record. The coding region runs from base 585 to 1481 and encodes 298 amino acids.